GAAUAUGAGACGCCUCUGAUGCAAAACGAAUAAAGGUCAAUGUGGAUGCUGCGAGCGGCUCUGCAGGGUAGUCGUCAGUCGCGGUGGAUUCCUCAGGCUCGUCUCUGCAGCCCCUCGGUGCUCCUGAUCGCCGCCGCUAACCUGCCUCCUCUGCCACGCCACACGCCGCCGCUCGUCCCCCCCGCCCCGGCGCCGCCUCUGAGAUGGACACCGAGUCGACCCACUCGGGCUACUCCUAUCACUCCAGCCGCUCCGGGAGAUCCAACCGACACGGGGAUCGAAGCCGUGAGCGGCAUAAAGCCAGCAGCAGUAAAGACAGCAGCCGGUCUGAGAGGUCGGUGGUCAUCAACCCGCCGGACACGCCGUCCCAGGAAUCCCCCGUUCACAACGGAGAGCCGCUGCCUGGAGAACCCACGCAGGCAGCCGACCAUGGAGACGACGCUCAGGAUGAUAACUGGGGGGAAACCACCACCGCCGUGACCGGCACCUCCGAGCUCAGCGUCUCCCAGGAGGAGGUGGUCGGCCUGGGCAAGGAGGUGCAGGACCGCACCCAGGGCUUCCGCCGCUACCUCCCCGUGGCGGUGGGCUCGUGCGUGGGGCUGCUGGUGCUGGCCACGCCCCUGGUCUUCCUGCUGCUCCCGGCCGUGAUGUGGCCCGACCGGCUGGAGGCGUGUGGCGCGGCCUGCGAGGGCCUCUUCCUCUCCAUCUCCUUCAAGCUCCUCAUCCUCCUGGUGGCCGUCUGGGCCUUGUUUCUGCGGCCGAGCCGGGCCUGCCUGCCCAGGGUGUGUGUGUACCGUGCCUUUCUCACCACGCUCACGCUCCUGCUCACCAUGUCCUACUGGCUCUUCUACGGAGUUCGGAUCCUCGAUGCACAGGAUGAGGAUUACCACGGCAUCGUCCAGUUCGCCGUGUCCCUGGUGGACUCCCAGCUCUUCGUCCACUACCUGGCGGUGGUGCUGCUGGAGCUCCGCCACCUCCGGCCGUGCUACAGCGUGUGCGUCAUUCGCUCCACAGAUGGCGAGACGCGUCACUACAACAUCGGCCAGCUCAGCAUUCAAAGGGCCGCUCUGUCCAUUUUGGAGUUCUACUACAGAGAUUUCCCCCUCCAUAACCCAGCUCUCCUCUCGGCCUCGAAGCACCGGGCUGCCAAACAUCUGGCCGGACUGAAGGUCUACAAUGUGGACGCCCCGGGGAGCACGGCGGGGGCUCAGCCCGGUAAUGGGAACCCGUCACGGGCCAUGGUCACAGCUGCAGCCAAACGCAAGGACAGCGCCCACAACGAGCUGUACUACGAAGAGGCCGACUACGAGAGACGGGUCCGCAAGCGCCGAGCCCGGCUGGUGGUGGCUGUGGAGGAAGCCUUCACGCACGUCCGGCGCAUGAAGAAAGAGGACGAGCGGGCGACGCCGUCCGACAUCAUGGACGUGCGCGAGGCGGCCCUGGCCGUCUUCCCCUCUCUGGCCCGUGCCCUGCAGAAGUACCUCCGCACCACCAGGAGGCAGCACUGCCACAGCAUGGAGAGCAUCCAGAAGCACCUGGCCUUCUGCCUGGUCAACAACAUGAGCCCUAAGGCUUUCCUGGAGGCGUACCUCGCCCCCGGUCCCACCCUGCAGUACGGCCCCGAGCGCUGGAUGGCGGAUCAGUGGACUUUGGUCAGCGAGGCCUCCGUCACCAGUGGCAUUAAGGAGGGCUCGGAGUUCCUGCUCCGGUGCCUCGACUUCAACCUGGCCGUCACGGUCAAGGGCAUCCCGUACAUCCGACUGACCGAGGAGUACGUCGACCCCAAGUCGCACAAGUUUAUACUGCUGCUCCAGUCCGAGACGUCCGUUUAACGGCGAGACGCUGGGCCACGGCAGCUGGUCUGAACUCACACAACUGCUGCAGUUUUGCGAUGAAUUUCAAAAAAAGAAAAGAAAAGAAACCUUUUUGUACCGUUUUUUGUACUUAUGUUGAUGUAUUUUUCUCAUGUGGACUACCGCCUGUCUCGAAACACGACAGAAGACAGAAAACAACCGGAAAUCCACGUGGAUAUCUCUCUCCUGACAUGAGCAGAAGGCAGUUUUCCUCCUCUAUGCACUACAGACAACAUAAACUCUCAUCUUUCUUGACUUGCAUGUGCCAGUGUGUGCCUGCCUGGGAGAGCUCGUUCUGAGGAGGGCUUUGUGGUUUUAUGAUAAAAAAAAAAAACAAAAAGUGGGUGCAUCUGUGUGGUUUUUACUUGUAGUAUUAUCUGCAGUCUGUCUCAACACGUCUUCUCUUUUCUCUGUAAUGACCGGGACACUUGUUACACGCCGGGUCAUCGGCUGGUAUUAUUUAACUGUCCUGUGUUACAGAUGUAUGUACAGUAUUUAUAUGUCAAUAUCCUUUAUCCCUACAGAAGUUUUUAUACAUUUAAAAAAAAUUGUGCAUUGCUUAAUGUUUUUUGAGAACUUGACAGAUUUUUUUUUUCUUUUUUGUACUGAUUUUAUCCGUCUGCGCUGUAUUUGAUGAAAUACCCUGUCUGUAAAUAGACCUCACCGCGUCUGUAAAUGUCAGAGAAAUGGCAGGAGUAUCUCAGACUGGAUGCCAACUGAAGCCAGACACUCGAGUCCACGGUGAAGGAACGUACCGGCCGCACGCUGUGUUUGUGUUCGUACAGUUUACACUGGAUGGUUAGCAGACCUGGUGAGAGGUGAGACAGAUCACCCUCCUGCGUAAUGUCAAAAAGACUUCCUUCACAAAUUAAUACCAAGUCAUUACUCUCUGUGAAGUGUUUAAAAAAAAGGAGUAAUUCAGAUCAAAUCAGCUCAUUCCAGUGUCAGUAUUCCUGCACAGUAGUUCCACUGUGAACACCAGAUUGUCACAAUGCUGCCACCUACUGGCCGCUACAGGAACACUAUCAAUCAAACUGACUGUAGAAGAAUUUCUUGUCUGUAUUUCU
This is a messenger RNA of Salarias fasciatus (jewelled blenny), 2920 nucleotides long. Its product is annotated as vang-like protein 1. Gene Ontology annotation, biological process: multicellular organism development. The record is from RefSeq and is a predicted model, not a curated record. Bases 204 to 1832 code for a protein of 542 amino acids. The transcript has 9 exons. Lineage: Eukaryota; Metazoa; Chordata; Actinopteri; Blenniiformes; Blenniidae. Gene Ontology annotation, cellular component: membrane.